This is a messenger RNA of Paramacrobiotus metropolitanus, 1513 nucleotides long. RefSeq lists its product as uncharacterized. Gene Ontology annotation, cellular component: membrane. The record is from RefSeq and is a predicted model, not a curated record. The transcript has 3 exons. NCBI's taxonomy places the organism in Eukaryota, Metazoa, Tardigrada, Eutardigrada, Parachela, Macrobiotidae. Bases 1 to 1308 code for a protein of 435 amino acids. Gene Ontology annotation, biological process: detection of chemical stimulus involved in sensory perception of taste; sensory perception of chemical stimulus. Gene Ontology annotation, molecular function: taste receptor activity.
AUGGAGACCCCCUCGCCGGAUUCACUACACCUCAUCCUCCCGGUCCCCGCCCGCAAACCCUCCCUCUUCGCGCCGGAACCCGCCGGUGACCUUUGGGAGGCCGGGGGUAUCACCGCCUUCUUUUUCUUGUUACGUUGCUUCGGGAUUUUCCCCUGCCACCAGGCCUGCCGCCCGCGGGGCGGGGUGUCGCAGUUCCGUGCCUGGCAGCUGCUCCUCGUUAUAUUGACUAUCGCCGCCACCGUCCUCGAUACAUGGAAGUCCCUGGUCCGUUAUAAAAACCGAAUAUCCUCCCUAGAAUUCACCGCACUGGCGAUGAUGAUCACCCGGCUGUUUUUCGGAUUGAAAUGCUUCUUGACCAUCGUCAAAAUAUGCCGGAUGAGCGACCGCCUUAAAAGUCUCUUAGUUCAGCUGAAUACUUUAUGCAACGAGGAUACGGAAAAGCGGCGAAUGCGCCGGCAAAUCAACCGCCUUGCGCUCGCCUGCUUCGCCUUCGGGCUCGCUUCGCUCGUCGCGAUCUGGCUAGCGGCGUACUGGAGCUUCUCCCUCAUCGUCAACCGGAUGACCACCGACGGGGGGUGGACCGGCGACACCCCCAAUCCCCUCCUGGGGCGGGUGCCGGUGUGGGUGACCUUUGUGCUGUAUCUGGUCGCCUUCACGAUCCACGUCGGUGUGGACGUGUUCGCGCAGUUGCUCCUCGUUUUAUUGGUUUAUCCGCUGGGAUUACACUUCCGGCAGUUGGCGGUCGGGCUGACCGCCCCGCCGGGCGGUUGGCCGGAGGGGUAUGUGGGGCAGGCGACAACGCGCCACCUGCAGCUGACCAGUGUGGUGCGGACGGUGAACCGGCAUUUCUCGAUGGUGCUGUUGUUGAUGUAUUUGGCGGAUUUGAUGGGGUUUAUAACGACGACAUCGUUGGGGCUGCAUCGGGAUAGUACGAAGGAGUAUAUCGAUGUGGAGCUGCUGCCGGUGUUUAUUGGGUUGGUGCUGAUUUCCGGGAUGAAUGCGCUGCUGCGGACGGGGUUUGCCGUUUGGCUCAGCGAGAAGGCGCAUUCAGUGCUGCCGUAUCUGCACGAAGCUCAGUUACGCGCCGUCCGCGAGGAUGACCGGUUUUUAUGCGGCAUCUUCGUGGCACGGCUGCAGGGAACGCGGAUCGCGCUGACGGCCGGCGGAUUCUUCUACGUCACCCGGGAAUUUGUCAUCACGAUGUUUGGUAUCCUACUGACGUACGUGCUGUUCGUGUACCAAAUGGAGGACAAGAAAAUGGACGUCGCCUCCUUAUCCGGCCUGCCCCGAUUGAUGCUGGCCGUGUAGCUUUAUUGUCUAUCCUACUUGUCGCCGUUUUAAUUAAGGUUCUGUUUGUGGACGAGAGAUAUAUUUGUCCAAUGCCUUUAAUUUGCGGCGAAAUUUAUUCUAAGCGCACUCACAUCAUUAUUGACAGCUUGUAUACACGCUCGUAAUGUACUAGCAUACCGGAAUGCUUUCCUGUUUGCCUACGCGGCUGUAAUCUGUGUAUUGU